CAGGGAUCCGCCUACGGGGGGAAGGGAAAUUAUUUAUGGGUGAUGUCGGACUGCGAGUUGUUGAAAGUCUGCGGGGCGAGUGGGAGGCUCGCAGCUUAGAGAAGAGAGAGAGAGAGAGAAGAAAAUAGAAAAUAAUAGCAGACCGGUGUAGUUGGGGAGUCGAUCCGAUCCGAUCCGAGUCGCCCCGCCCCGUCCCUGUCCCCGUCCCCCCCCCACACAGCCGCGUAUCGACCCCCUUGCUCUCGCUAAAGCCGGACACCUCGAGAUGUCUACAAAGUUGACCUCAUGUUUCUACGACAUUGGAGAAGUUUUAUGCAAGAACAAGAUGAUUAGCUACAACAACAACAUCAACGUGGGCAGCUCGAGUGUGCCCCUGCUGGACAGGAAGGCCGUUGGGACCCCAACCCUGGUGGAUUACCAGAGGAGACAUUCCGUCGCCCUUGUCAACGCUAACUCCAAGUUCAACCAGAACCAGCUGCUGAAUGGCUUCAAGCUGGAGCAGAGCGGGACAGCUGCUGCCGGGCCUAACAAGGAGAACAAAUUCCGGGACCGCUCCUUCUCGGAGACGGGCCUGCAGAAAGCCCAGAACCAGGUCAACUCCAGCCGCUACAAGACUGAACUCUGCCGCCCCUUCGAGGAGAAUGGCUCAUGCAAGUAUGGCGACAAGUGCCAGUUUGCUCAUGGCAUCCACGAGCUGAGGAGCUUGGCCCGGCACCCCAAGUACAAGACUGAACUCUGCCGGACCUUCCACACCAUUGGAUUUUGCCCCUACGGCCCUCGCUGCCACUUCAUCCACAAUGCGGAGGAGAGGCGCGUGUCCCCCAUUCACGAUCAGCAGCAUCUCCCCCUCUCCUCCUCCAACAAGAUCGACAGGCCUCGCCUGCAGCACAGCUACAGUUUCUCUGGCAUCUCCAGUUCCUCCAGUGGGCUGCUGGACAGCCCCACCUCCAUCACCCCUCCGCCCAUGUUCAGCUCUGAGGACCUCAGCUCCUCGCCCACGCUGCCAGACUGCGCCAGCAACCCCUUCACCUACUCGAGCCAGGAACUACCCAAUCUCUUCGCUCCCAGCAUUGGCAUCCCGGUUCCCAUGACCGCCGCUAACAACGGCGCCCACUCGCCUUCCUUCCUGCUCCGUUCUUUGGCUGAGUCGCCCCAUCUCUACGAGCCUCCCCCGAGUCCUCCAGAUUCGAUGUCCGACAGCUACCUGAGCAGCUCUGGGAGUGUGAGCGGGUCAGAAUCUCCGACCCCUGACCUCAGCAAGCGUCUCCCCAUCUUCAGCAGACUCUCUAUUUCGGAUGAUUAACUUGACCUUUCUCCAGUGCUGGAAGAAGCAGGGAGCUAUCAAAAAAACAAGUGCCCCUAAAUCUGAGUUAGCAUUUAAGACAAACUUUUGUGAUUUCCUUUUUGAAAAAAAAGUCCAGGUAGCCAAUUUUUGACACACAUAUCCAAGGGUUAGAAUUGACUUGUCAAACCCAAACUCACCAACUACGUGCAGUGUCAACUGAUGACCUUCAAUGUGUUUACCUUCAAGUUUUCAAUUUGAUAGCAAGGGGGACAGCAAUGACUGCAUACCUAUCUCUCAUUUUUAAUAAUUCAUUCAGAUUGUUUUUGUUUUGGAAAAAUCAGAAUGGUCAAAAAUUUUUUAAAUACUUUUUUUUUCCCCUCUCUCUCUUCCUCGUCCUGGACCUUACUUUGAUUGCCCAACAAUUUUGCAUUUGGAGGCAAGAGUCAUCCUGGGAAAUCUGUAGUUGAUUGGGGAUUGGCCUGGGUGAGUCAAGGCACUUUGUGACAGGAUCUGAAGUGAAUUUGUUGUCAAAACACCGACCUAUCUGCCUGGUCUUAAGUUCUUGAGUGUGGUUUUGAGAAUCUUUUGAAGAGAGUAUUUUUUUAAAAAAGAGAACUGAAUGGUGUAAUUUGUCAAAUCAGACCUUUAAUGUAGCAAAACAGAAAUCUAUAUUUGAUGUCCAUUUAGCUAUAAUUUACCUUCUCCCUCUCUUAUUCCCCCCCCCACCCCACCCCACCCCAAUCCUUUGCAAUGGCAGCAUUGAGCGUGUCUUAUUUUCUUGUGCAAGGUGGUGGGGUUGUGGAUACAAGUUGAUUUAAGACUUUGUUGCCUCAUGCAGAUGGGGCCGGGCACCAGGAGACAUCUAGCAUCUCUCUGCGCCACCUCCCUGUUUCUCCCUGUACCCCAACCCAAACUUCCUUCCUUGCCCACCUCUCUGGAUCCCUUGUCCCAACCCCGUGCAAUUUCUCUUUUUAGGUAUUGACAGUUCCGAGGGACUGGAGUUAAUUUGGGGGUGAUUGUGAAUAGGUGCAAAUGUGAAUAGGUGAGACAGCGCACAGGCCUUGGGAUUAAGAAAUUAAACUGUGAGGGGAGUUGGAGUGGGGAUUAACUGACCUGGGCAGGCAAUUACUGCCAAAUUUUACUUCUGUCAAAUGAAUGUGGUGCUGUUAGAGUUCUGGCUGCCUUGUUUUUUUUUUGUUCGGUUUCGGUUGUCCAAAUUGACCAUGGUAAUUUGUUUUUUAAAGUUUUUGAUUGGUUUGGGUGGGGGUGGUUUGAAGAGUGGAGUUGGAAUGGAACUGUGAAAGUUUCUUCAGCAAGUGUUUUUUUUUUAAAUUAUAGUUUUUGUCAGUGAGUGAGAGAGAAAUAGUUUAACCAGCUAGCCUUGAACUUUGCCAAGUUAGUUGAUUUUAUUUCUUUGUUUUCCCACCCCCAUUUUAAAAACAAAAUCAGCAGAAUGUUAAACGAUUUAAAAAUAUCGCUUGUCACUGCACACACAUACACACACAAAAAAAAUUGCUUAUUUAACUUAUCAAAAACAUAUUUAUUGCCAAACAUAUGCAUUUUUGUUUGUAUUUAUCACAAUGACGAACCAUAGAAAUAUAUUUUUCUUUUAUGUUUAAAUUAUGAUCUUAUUAAUCUGAAGAUAGAGGUUUUCCUUCUUCUUUUGUUUCCACAGUUUAAUAUAUUAUACUACAAUGACGAGGGUUUUUGUAACGUUACUCUUCAGUUAUUUUAUUUAAUAAAAAAAGUAAUUUAAAAACACAAAAACAUUUUGAAUUUAUUUAUUUUGUAGUUUCCCCCCCCUGCCCGCCACCUUUUAAAAAGUAAAAUAAAUCAAUCUUCUCAUGUAUUUUUAUGGCAGCUGUGCACUCACUGCCUUUCGACUCUUGUUGCUAACAGCGGCCUAAUUUUUCUUUAGGCCCUUUGACUUCCAUGAUACAAGAGACUGUUACGAAGGUGUGGGCUCAGUACUGUGACACAAAAGUGCCUGCCUGAACACAUUCCAAGCAUUGAUGUAUGCUUUCCGUGUAACUAAUAAUGCUUUCUUUUUAAACUAUAGGCCCUGGUCUCUUCCUCAGAGAGACAACCAGGAGUUGGCACACAGGGAAGUUGAAUGUAUUUUUCCUUCACUGUUCACUACAUGGUUAAUUUUCUAUGUCUGUUUAUACAGAAUGCUUUUUGUAAUGACUGGUUCAAAUGUAAAUCAAUAAAACCCCAAUGGUUUUGUUUUCCAAA
Messenger RNA from Chiloscyllium plagiosum (whitespotted bambooshark), 3520 nucleotides. Its product is annotated as mRNA decay activator protein ZFP36L1-like. Gene Ontology annotation, molecular function: metal ion binding; mRNA binding. The record is from RefSeq and is a predicted model, not a curated record. Lineage: Eukaryota; Metazoa; Chordata; Chondrichthyes; Orectolobiformes; Hemiscylliidae.